GACGCACUGCGCAGCUCGGGCAGUGAUGGGAUGGGACAGAUCUCUCUGGAGUUCUAUCAGAAGAAGAAAUCUCGUUGGCCUUUCUCAGAUGAGUGUAUCCCCUGGGAACUAUGGACCAUCAAAGUGAACGUGGUGAAUUUGGCCAACGAACAAGAACGACAGAUCUGCCGGGAGAAAGUGGGUGAGAAGCUUUGUGAGAAGAUAAUCAACAUCGUGGAGGUGAUGAAUCGUCACGAGUACCUGCCCAAGAUGCCCACCCAGUCAGAGGUGGACAAUGUCUUUGACACCAGCUUGAAGGAUGUGCAACCUUACCUGUACAAGAUCUCCUACCAGAUCACAGACACCCUGGGCACCUCGGUCACCACCACCAUGCGCCGGCUCAUCAAGGACACGCUGGCUCUGUAG
This is a messenger RNA of Antrostomus carolinensis (chuck-will's-widow), 405 nucleotides long. It is a transcript of the gene ATG101, whose product is annotated as autophagy related 101. The record is from RefSeq and is a predicted model, not a curated record. Gene Ontology annotation, biological process: autophagy; autophagosome assembly. NCBI's taxonomy places the organism in Eukaryota, Metazoa, Chordata, Aves, Caprimulgiformes, Caprimulgidae. Gene Ontology annotation, molecular function: protein kinase binding. The annotation marks the transcript as partial. The transcript has a single exon. Gene Ontology annotation, cellular component: Atg1/ULK1 kinase complex; phagophore assembly site.